Molecule: messenger RNA, 996 nt
Organism: Cyanidioschyzon merolae strain 10D
Lineage: Eukaryota; Rhodophyta; Bangiophyceae; Cyanidiales; Cyanidiaceae
Product: retroelement
Exons: 1
Coding region: 1-996 (331 amino acids)
Source: RefSeq, a predicted model, not a curated record
AUGAAGCUACUUUGCGCCAUUCCCAAGAAACGGACUCAGAUAGGCCUCGUGGAACGCAAGUUCUUCGCCCCAGAACAGGCUGGAUUCCGGAGCCACGAGGAGUGCAUGAGCCAUGCCCUGACCCUAGCUGAAGUGGUGCAACGUCGCUCCAUUAGCGGCCAACAACCAAUUUACGUAUGCUUCAUCGAUUUCCAAAAGGUUUUUGACACGGCCCCGCAUGAGGCUCUCUUUUUGAAUAUGGAACGAGCCGGAGUCUCCGGAAAGUGCCUAGCGUUCUUCCGUGCGCUCUAUGUAGACUCAUGGAUGCACAUCCGACUGGGCGACGGCUCAAGAAUCCUUUCGAUAAGGAUCUGCCAUGGACUGCGACAGAGCGACCCCACAUCCCCGCUCCUUUUCAAUAUCUUCAUCAACGAUCUGCUGAACAACUGCAGGCAAUACGGGCUUGAGGUGCCGUGGAUAGACUGUGGAGAGCCCGGUGAAGAGCGCCCACAUGGGAACCGCCUCGCAGGCCGUCUAUUUGCGGACGAUGUCGUGCUGUUGGCACCCGCCCCGGAAACGCUUGCUGCUAGCAUGCAACAAGUCAGCGCCUGGGCCGAUCGCUGGGAGAUGAGCAUAGGAGCAUCGAAGUGCGGCGUCAUGGUCAUCCAUGGAGACUCGCAGCGCAUUCGCAGUCGCUCGUGGCGGUUGCAGAAUCAGGAAAUUCCGAUCGUGGAAAAAUAUCGCUACCUGGGGGUCUGUCUCACGCCGACGCUCGACGAAAAGGCACACGUUGACGAGAUGAUCGCCAAGAUGCAUAGAGGUACAGCGAUCGCACGCCCAUUCCCAUCCGACCCCUCUAUCUGCAUAGCAAUCCGUACGAGGGCACUAAGGAUGUGUAUCAUCCAGCCUGCGACCUGGGGUACUGAAUGGUGCGGCAUGAAGCACCCAAAUGUCUCGCGUCUGCAGACAGCCGCCAACAGGGCAAUGCGACUCGUUGGUGUUGGAUGCUCAAUGUAG